CGCCUCCACAUAAAUCUCGCACAAAACAUUUAUUUCACAACAUCUCGCGAGAAGAAAACGAUCCAAAAUGGCGACUGCGGCGAAGUUCUUGGGUGGUGUUUUUGUUUUGAUUUUGAUUUUCAACCCUGCAUGGACUAAGAUAACUUCUAGGAAGCAAUUGUAUAGACCUCAAGUCGUUGAGAGAUCCUCCUCAGAAGACAGCGAUCCUCUACAACCUCACAGACCAGAGAGAAGUACACAUGUAGGUGCGGUAAAAAGCACGAAAACACGACUAGAGAGCAGUGUUUUCGUUUUGGGGACCAACAGAACAAACCACAACCAAGCGAUUAUCCACUGGUCGGGAGAAAACAGCGAGGCAAUAUUUGUCCUGACCAGAAGAAUAGCCUAUAAUCAAUCUGUGAUGGACAGCACGUUUUGGAGAUCAACUGAUGAUGGCCACAACUUUAACAAUGAGACCAACAAGUUUACAGCGGGAACUGUUCUAUCACACUACUACGUUUGUCCUAUCAACAAGAACAAGCUCAUACUACUGAUCGCCAACAACAAGUCCCUGUACUACACCGAUGAUGAAGGAACAACGUACCACCUGGUCCAAAACCUGCCGUUCCAGCCUACUGACCUGAUGUUUCACCCCAGUCGUGAUGACUGGGUGCUAGGCUAUGACUCCCACUCGCAGAAGCUUUACAUUUCUAUGAACCUUGGACGACAGUGGAACACUCUACAUACCCAUGUAACAAAGGGACACUAUUACUGGGGUGUGAAAGGAGUUGACAAGGAUGAUCACUUGGUCCAUAUGGAGGUGUACGACAGCCAUGCAGGUGGCUAUUUGUAUGUCAGCUGCCUCAUUCCCCACUGUUCUCACAAGAACGCUCACCGUGACCUGAGCACCGUCGACAAGAACUCAUUACUGGUCCAAGACCAGUACAUCUUUGUUGAGAAAUCAGCAGUUGAGGUGACCAUGUACGUGUCGUGGAAGCGUGGAGACUUUCAGAAGGCAGUUUUGCCCAGGAACGUAAGAGCUGAGGAUUUCCACAUCCUGAGUACAGAUGAGGACCAGGUUUUCCUGGCAGCAAACCAUCGUGACAACCUGACCAGCCUGUACCUGUCAGACACUACAGGGCUGUACUAUGUUCUCACACUGGAGAACGUGGUUGCUCUGUCCCUACCCAGUGGCUUUCUUGUGGAUGUACAAGAGGUGAAAGGCCUGAAGGGAACAUUUGUGGCAAACCAACACACCCCCAGGAGAGACCCUCGUACCCUCAUCACCUGGGAUAAGGGCGGGGAGUGGAGCCUUGUGCAGGCACCUGUAAAUGACAUCCAUGGGCAACCCUUCAACUGCACUUUGCCAUCCUGUUCCCUCCACUUGCACAUGGACUUCAGCAAAACCAUUUACCGCAUUCCCUCCAUCAUGUCCAGACAGUCAUCCGUGGGCCUGGUCAUGGCACAAGGUAAUGUUGGGGAUGAUUUGGACUCCAUAUCAUCUGAUGUCUAUGUGUCACACAAUGGAGGACUCACCUGGGGUCAGGUUUUGGAGGGUCGUUACUAUGUUGUGUUUACGGACCAUGGUGGGGCCAUUGUAGCAGUCAAGCUGCAGUCUGGCAAGCCUACAGACACUUUGGAGUACAGCUGUACAGAAGGUCAGAAGUGGGAGUCAUUCAAGUUCACGGACACCCCACUCCUGAUCGACGGGGUGCUGAACGAGCCAGAAGAGGCCACACUCAUCAUCCUGAUAUUUGGUCACCUCCAGUCAGACUCCCGCUGGUACGUGGUCAGACUGGACUUUGGGUCCAUCCUGACAGCCAAGUGUACUGACCAGGACUACACCACCUGGGUGCCCAGUGACCAGCUGGGAAGACAUUGUUUACUGGGUGAAAGGAAAGUGUAUGAGAAGAGGAAGGUAGAGUCAGAGUGUUACAACGGGAGGAACUACGAGAGAGAAAUCAACACAACUAUAUGUCAGUGUACGCCGGAGGACUUUGAGUGUGAUUAUGGUUUCCAGCGGUCCGGUGCAAACAGGACAGUGUGUUUGGUUACUGACUGGUUUGACCCAAACAAACCGCUGGGUGAAUGUCCUGAAGGACACUUCUUCCUCAGGAGCUCGGGGUAUAGGAAGAUUCCAUCUGACAACUGUACAGGGGGUGUUACGGACCAGUACAAACCCCACCAGGUGCCAUGUCCACUGCAGAAGGCGGAGGGACUGCACCUGACAGCUGAUGUGGGACCUGCGGCACCCACGCAUACCAAUGUCACCUUCCACCUUACUCAGGACAGGGGCUCUAAAGCGAGUACUGUCUACACCUGGGACUUUGGGGAUGGUGUCGUGACCUCCCAGCCAGGUCUGAGCAACAGCUCCACUCAGGUGCACAGCUACGACACGGCGGGAACGUACGCAGUCUCCGUGUCGGCAAACAACUCCGCAGGGUGCACCUCCACCACCAUGUACAUCAAGGUCAAUGAUAAGAUCACCACCCUGAAGGCAUGUGCACCCUCAGCACUGUGUGUCAACAAACCCUGGAACUUCACUGUCACUCCAUUGGCCGGGGAUGGUCAUGUGCCAACAAUCAGUAACCAAUCAGGGCUCGGACUCAUCCACUAUGUGUGGGACUUUGAUGAUGAAGAGGAGACGGACACCAGGACCCCCCUGUUGUCCUGGCGGCCGUCCAUGGUGCAUACGUACAGAGAGACAGGAAAGUACAGCUGGACAGUGGAGGCCAUCAACCCUGUCAGUAGGAUACAGCAGGAGGAGGACAUACAAGUCUACGAUAUCCUGAAGACACUGGAGCUGUCCUUCACAGCUACCUUAGACAUGGCCAACAAGGGGACAGCACAGUGGAGACAGCAGUUUGGUGACCUUCUGGAGAAACAGCUGCAAGAGGUGUUGAACGUGUCCGCUGCUCACCUGGCAGUGACAGUGUUCCCGUACAUCCCCACACGGGUGCUGGUGUCUGUGUUCCCACCCUGUAACCUCACCGCAGAGCUCUCUGUACCAGAGAAGGACAGCGCAGAAGCAGCCAACUGUGUGAAUGAACUCACCAAGACACUUAAGGCUGCUGUUGAUGCUGAUAAAGUUACCAUGAUCCUUGCUGGUGGUUUGAUAGUCAAGGCUCUGAGGGUUUACGUCCUGCAAGAAUGUGCCCCUCCCAUUCCUCAAGCACAGGGCAGUUACCAGUCUGUUAUUAUUGGAGUUUUGGCCCUGGUGAUCAUCAUCAUCCUGUUACUGCUCCUUGGCUACUUCUGGAAAAGAAAACGUGAGAGAAGUAACUGGUACUCCCAGAUGCCGGCCCCGCCCAGCCUGAUGAACGAUGCUGGGGAGAUGCUGUCUCCUGCGGAGGACCUGCUGGACCAGGAGAUCACUGAGGAGGAGUUCCUAGAUGACAUCGAGGACGACUCCUUCCAACCAGUAAGCCAACCGACCUUGGUGAUGAUGUCAGGAGUGGGGCCCAGCACUGGCGGAGGAGGGAACAUGCCCUGUUAGCUGUCAAUCACAAAAGAAGGAGGACCCAGCAGGUUUAAUCCACCAUAUACUGAUCCUAACUAUCUAUCACAAUUAGCAGUUUGACCAAUGAUAGAAUGAUAGAGUCCUAUGGCAGUUAGUGGUUUGACCAAUGAGAUACAGUAGUUCCUACAUGUGAGUCAAAUAGUUGCAUUUUGAUGUUUUUAUGCUGCAUUUCUACAUUUUGAUGUAGGUGUUUGUGGGAUCAGUUUUAUUAUUGUGAUGUAUUGCAUCAUCUGUGUGUUUGUGUGUGAUGUGGAGGAAUGAUUUUACUGUAUCAAUUUUGCCAAUAAUGUUAAGGAAAAAAUUGGCUGUUAAUUAGUAACAGAUGAGUGGCCACAUUCCAUGAGUUUUCAGUCAGUCUUAGCUGUGUAAUAUGUCAAUGAAAUCAGAGUAUGGAUGGGAGUAGUCGUGUACUACUGCCAAUUGAAAACAGUGGGAGGAGCUGAGAAACGUAUAACUGUGGUUUUCAGGAUAAUCCUUGUGCACCAUAGCUGCCAGUGGUCCUUAAUUGAGGUUAUGUAUGUGCAGGUUUGCAAGAGUAAAUAGGCUGGCACCCAGGCCACUGUAAGGCUAUCAAAGUGUUUGGUAUAUUCAAGACUAUUGCAGGGGAGCUGCGGCAUAUUUAGCUGUUUUUUUACCAGGCUAUUUUCUCAUGGUAUAUUUCUGUUACGCUUGGUUUCUAUUGCACUAGAGCAAUAGAAAUGAGGUACAUGUACCGCCGUAUGUCAUUAAAAAAGUGUGACUCAUAGAGCUAAUGCAAUGUCAUAUAGUAUGCAAUUUGAUUACUGGUCAACAAAAUCUGUACUUUUUGGCAAUGCCUCAAGGCAUGAGCUCUUUUUUAUUCUAAUUACCUAUAGGCUAGCAGCAGUAUGGCAUCACAAUAUGUACAAUGUAUACUGUAAAUUCUUUUACUUUUGCAGUGAUAUUACUUCACAGCAGGAAGAAAAAGGAUGGUUUCACCUGGGUUUUUUUUAAUUUGUUGUUGAAGAAGUUCUGUAGCACAGUAGUCAUACAAUGGGGUGCCAUGAAUUUGCAUUUGUGCAAAAAUGCAAAAUCAAAACCAAUCCCACCAUGUACAUAACAUUGUGCACUCUAACCGAGGAAGCAGUUAUGCUACCCUGUAUUACAUGAUUGUAUAUCUUAAAGCCUAAAGAUUCAUUCCAACCACUAACUCUUAUUCACAUGUAUGAACAUGUAGAUAGCUGUAUUACAAUGUAGUACGAGCAGUGUUGUUGCAGCAUAUGUAGUAGCUUGACUGUAAAUAUUUGAACUAUUGUUGUCAAGAGAUUAACAAGAGAAAUAUUCUUGUCUGUAUGUACCAGAAGAGUAUACUCAUAUGGUUAUGUUGUGAAGUAAAAGCCACAAGAGCUGAAAGUGAAAGAUUUAAACUUUAUCACGAUAUGUAUGCAGUUUUAAUAUGAUAACUUAUUUUAGACUAGAUACACCUUGUAGGUAAAAGGCAAUACUGGAGGUAUAGAGAUAUUGCUUGUUUACUGUAAUACAACCAGCUGCUGCCGCAACGCAUGCCUGCAAAGCUGCCGGUAUUAUUGUACGUAGAAUAGUAGUUAUACCAGGUAUACAGAAACAGCUAGGGAACAUUUUCUUAACAAUGUACAAUCAAAUGCAUUGAAAAUCAUCGUCAGUAGAUGCAAGCAUAAGUUAAAGACUAGAGAUGCAAACUCUUUUUGUUGUACUACAAAUGUAUUGUCUUUGUGAUGUGAAUAGAAUGCAUGGUGCCAACAGUUGAGGUGCUAUAUGGUUUGCAAAGAAAUGUCAUGCAAACAGUAUUUGAUAUUUAAUCUAGAUAACUUUUCAUUUUUCAUUGCUGUGCCUGUUUGUUUUGUUUUUCUUCUAGUUUUAUUGUCUCUGUUUGUUUUUAUUUCAUCAUUCUUAUUUAUUUUAUCUAAUUUGCUGUUUUUAGCAUCAACUUAGCUAAGUUAGUCUUAAGGUUGGUUGUUCAGCUGGGUGUCUCAUGGAAUGUUGCAUCUAACCAUGGGACCACUGAACUUAUGAACUUACAAGUUAAACAUUUGGUAGAGUGAAACAGUCAUGUUGGACGAACACUACUUCCCUUUGCCACACAGCUUCAGGGCAUUCCUAUAUGAUGCUAAUCAUAUAUACAAGUGUGUAAACUUCCAUAAGGCAUUGAAGAAAAAAUGUCCAAAAUUUAAAAUAUAAGUAACAAUGAAGGUGAACUGAACUUACAGAAAAUGGUAUAAUCAUAGCAAUUCAUUGUGUAAAUCAUUUGUUCCUCCUUCAAAUUAUUUGACAAAUUAUAUAAUUUUACUUAUAUGUACUAAUUAAUGAUAUUGUCAAAAAUCUUUUCAUUUCUUUGUCCUAUGUUAUGAAACCAUUCCUGAGAAAUUUUGUUUCUGUGUAGUGUAAUGUAUGAACUUGGAAUUAUGACUUGAAGCUUAUGUGAUAUGUAAAUAUUUGAAUGUCAUUUUGGUAACUAUUUUGUCAAUGGCUCAAGAGCAGAGGCUAAGGAAGGUUCACUAAGUGUGGUUUAUACAAAAUCCCUGUAACGGUUGCAAAGGUAGUAUUUUUGUUUGGAAGAUCAAUGUGUUUUGUCAAUCAAGAUAACAUUAAACUGAAUACAGUGUCAAA
Messenger RNA from Branchiostoma floridae (Florida lancelet), 6103 nucleotides. Its product is annotated as VPS10 domain-containing receptor SorCS3-like. Bases 68 to 3475 code for a protein of 1135 amino acids. Gene Ontology annotation, cellular component: membrane. Lineage: Eukaryota; Metazoa; Chordata; Leptocardii; Amphioxiformes; Branchiostomatidae. Gene Ontology annotation, molecular function: protein binding. The transcript has 27 exons. The record is from RefSeq and is a predicted model, not a curated record.